GUUAUGGCAAAUCCUUAAUUUUUCAUCUUUUGCCAUUGUUCCUCUUUGCAAAAUACCAUUUGCGUGAUGCUUUAAUCCGAGCACCGAGAGGUAUUUCUACGAUGUUAGUUACCUCGAUUGUCAUUGUUGUAUCGCCAUUAAAUUCCCUAAUGAGUGAUCAAGUAUUGCGUCUAAGUAUGAGUGGCAUUCGAGCGUCUAUUGUUGGUGUAAAAGAAUCGAGAAGGGAACAAUUUGACGACGACUCUGAAGACCAAAAUAUAGAUGUUGACUUCAGCGAAUGUGAAGAUAAAAAGUUACGCGAUGGUCAAUACAACAUUGUCUUUGCGCAUCCAGAAACACUUAUUUCAAGCAAAUAUGGACGCGAAUUAUUGUUAAGCGAAAUAUACCAAGAAAAUGUCCUUGCAAUCGUUAUAGACGAAGCUCAUUGUAUAUUAGACUGGGGAAGUGAUUUCAGAAAGGAUUAUGGCAGAUUAGGAGUGCUGUGUGCACUGUUCCCAGAUGUGCCUGUAAUUGCAAUGACAGCAACAGCAAGUCAGACUGACAUUAAAUAUAUUCAGGAUUCAUUAGGACUAAAGAAUUGUAAGUGUGUCACUGCCAAUCCAGAUCGGAAAAAUAUUUUCUACCAAAACACCUUUCAACAUGGUCAAGAUGUUGAUACAGUUCAAUCAAUUUUAAUCCCGAUAGCAAAGGGUCUUUUACUGGAGAAAAUAAACUAUCCAUUAACAAUUGUUUAUGUACCAUUACGAUUAUGUGGGUUUGUGUACAGGAUGUUCGAGCAUGUUCUUGGUGCUGAACAUAUUUUCCUCCCAGAUCUGCUUCAAUCCCAGCAAACCGGCUGUUUGCACAAUUUCAUGCCCCUCAAACCACACAAAUGAAAGAUGAAAUUUUAAAACAGCUUUGUUCUGGACAGAGUACUAUUCGUGUGGUUUUUGCAACUGUGGCUAUAGGGAUGGGUGUGGACAUUCCCAACAUUCGUCAGGUCAUUCAUAUUGGGCCUCCAAGUACUGUAAAGGCCUAUUUCCAGGAGACAGGACGUGCUGGCAGAGAUGGCAAACCUUCAUCAGCUCACUUGCACUACAACAACAAGGACAUUGCAAAAAAUAGGGUGGGCAUGCAAGAUGAUAUGCGUGAGUUUUGCUCAAGUGACAAUAUAUGUCUUAGGAAGUUACUGGUGAAAUCGCUCGAUUAUGAACAGGAUGCAUACAUUAACCCACUCCACCUUUGUUGUGAUGUUUGUAAGAAGCAGUGUAUUUGUUCCUUGUGCUUGAACAUUAUGGACAACCAAUCAAAUUUGCAGUAGAGGAUUGGUAAUUAUUGUAAUAAUGGAACAUGGGACUGUUUAGGUUUCAGACAAUGCAUUGUCAAUGUCAAUCACCAUUCCUCUAUUGUAAUUUUGAAUGACUGACAGGCAGGGAAAUUGCAAUUAGUGUAAAUGAUUUGCCAAUACUAUAUAUAUA
This is a messenger RNA of Dendronephthya gigantea, 1457 nucleotides long. Its product is annotated as ATP-dependent DNA helicase RecQ-like. The record is from RefSeq and is a predicted model, not a curated record. The transcript is spliced from 2 exons. Gene Ontology annotation, molecular function: 3'-5' DNA helicase activity; four-way junction helicase activity; nucleic acid binding. Gene Ontology annotation, biological process: double-strand break repair via homologous recombination. Lineage: Eukaryota; Metazoa; Cnidaria; Anthozoa; Malacalcyonacea; Nephtheidae. Gene Ontology annotation, cellular component: cytoplasm; nucleus; chromosome. Bases 102 to 875 code for a protein of 257 amino acids.